UCGCGACGAAAGAGCGACGGAGGAACCGCAGGCGGCUUUACCGGGAGGCUGAGAGGGGGAAGAGACACCGAGAGACAGCCGGGAGAGCGGAGAGACCGCCGGGUCCCAUGUCCCCAGAUGGAGCCUGAGGGCGACAGUCACAGAGGAACCGGCUUCCAGUGGAGGAGCUACAAACUUCUUCUGGAUCCUGCUCUUCCAGGGACACGGACCAGUCAGAAGAUUUACCGCUACGAUGGCAUACACUUCAACGUCACCGAUGGACCAUUUCUUCCACUGGGAGAUGUACGGGAUCCUCGGCCACAACGUAUGUGGAGUAAACCAAGAGAAGUGUCGCUUCCUAUUCCGAAAUUCAAGUAUGAUAAGUUCUACAUUGGACAGCUCCCCCAGAAAGAGGUCACUUUUGCCCACCUGAACGACAACAUCCGCGAGCCCUUCCUGACCGACAUGUGCCGCAAAUUUGGGAACGUCGAGGAGGUGGAGAUCUUGCUGCAUCCGGAGACGCGUAAACACCUCGGCCUGGCCAAGGUUCUGUUUUCCAGCUCGCGCUCAGCAAAGGAGACCGUCGCUCACCUUCACAACACGACCGUCAUGGGUAACAUCGUACACGCAGAGCUCGACCUGCUAGGUCAACAGCGGAAAAAAUAUUACGAUUUGAUUGUGAGCGGCUCGUACAACCCCCUGACCGUUCCCACCAGUGGGAGGUGGGCGCAAGAGAGGCUGCAGCCCGAACAGGCUGACGGCCGAAGGCGCUUGUCCAGCGACACCACUCUUCUACCUGGAAACGGAACCCCGUCGUCUCAAGAUUCCGGAUCUCUGUACAACCAGUACACGCCGACCCUGUCCUCGCAGGGCACCCCGUACACUCCCAGGUCCGGUACCCCCUACUCUCAGGACUCCGCCUAUUCCAGCAGGCAGAGUACCCCCAGCCAUUCCAGUACCCAUGACACCUCAGGAUACAAGUCACGGCGACCGGAGAACAGCUCUGGCGACUCUUAUUCACGACGCUCUGGACACCACUACUCUUCAGCUUCCUCAUCUUCCUCGCAGCACGACAGCAGCUACCGCCGACACCACAGACACCAACAUCGAACCUCCCCACAGUCCUACCGGUCACGCCACCGGAAACCGCCCCCGCCUCCAGAGGAACCUCCUUUACACCGAUUUCCUGGGACUCCUCCCCUGCCUACACCUCCGCCACUCCCACCAGACGAUCCUCAAAUCGACCGGGACUAUCGACUGCACCCUCCACUUCCUCCGUCUCCACCAUCUUCCUCUCUACUGCAGCCCCCGCCGCCACCUACCGAGAGCUGGGAGCCGCCUCCUCCACCUCCCCCACUCCCGGCCUGUUCUCCUCCCCCGUCCCCAGCGCGUUCCUGCUCCCCGCUCCCGGACGGCGUUUCGGAGAGCCUACCGUUCACACAACACAGCAGCAGUCUGGACUCUCGUAUCGAGGCUCUUCUAAAGGAACAGCGCUCCAAAUUCUCCUUCCUGCCUUCUGACACGGAGGAGGAGGAUGAGGGAACGGCGGAUGGGGCCACACAGGAGAGCACGGUCCACGAGGAGGUUCCCCCUCCAUUGCCCACGCACGGGCCAUACACUCCCCCUCCACCUGCCAGCUUCGAGGAUGUGUCAGCCGAGGCCUUCCUGAGGUUCGGAGAUGUUAGUAGGACAGCCAACGGACAGGAACGGUUGUCAUCAGGAGAAGAUAUGGAAAUUUCGGAUGAAGAAAUGGCUGUUGACAUGCCAGGAGCUGCAGGUCCGCCUUACCCACUUCUGCCUCAUCUAACGGGACCUACAGGAGGUUACCCGGCACAACACCUUCCUUCUCCCCUUUUACAGUUACCGCCCCACCCGCAUCACCAAGCCCCCAAUUCCUACCCGCUCCUGCCCAACACUUCUGCCAGGGGUCAUCCGCCCACCCCUCCGCCCCUCGACCCUUCAUCGUCCUCGGCCACUGCCGCUCCUCAUAUCUAUGACUUUGUGAACUCCAUGGAGCUGGUGAACAGGCUGGGCAACCAGUGGGGCGGAACUUCCAUGUCCUUCCAGAUGCAGACUCAGAUGCUGAGCCGCCUGCAGCAGAACAGGCAAAGCAAAGGGCAGCCGUACGAGGACCCCUACAUCCCGCCAUUAAUACCCCACCAGCUGCCUCACAGACAUCGGCAACAGCACCCCCCGCCGCUUAUGUCCGAGCAGGUCUUUGCAGGGGUUUACCCCCUUUUCCCUACACAGCAGAUCCAACCCUUGUUACCACUACAGGAGCUACCUAUCAGGAACAACCGAGCACUGGGACAGGAACUCCGGCCACUGGGCUGGGGGCAGGAGAGCGGAGUGGACCCGCACGCUACCACCAUCACAAGUGUGUUGUCUGCUCUCAUCCAGGAGAUGAAAAGCACUAUGCAGAGAGACUUAAACCGAAAGAUGGUGGAAAAUGUCGCCUUCCGAGCCUUCGACGAGUGGUGGGAGCGCAAGGAGGAGAAGGCAAAACCGUUCCAGAGCGUGGCCAAGCCUGUUGUCCGGGAAGAAGACAAGGAAAAGACCCGUCCUAAAGAACCUGGCCUGCUCUCAUUGGUGGAUUGGGCCAAGAGCGGAGGCGCUGAAGGUUUCGGGUUUGGCACUGGACUGCGGGAGGCAAUGAGGCUUCCGUCUUUCAAGGUCAAGAGGAAGCAUCCAUCGGAGGAUGAUGAUGACGACAGUGAACAGAAGAGGCCGCGGCCAUCCACGCCAGCAGAGGAGGAAGAGGAUGGGCGAGGAAAGGAGACGCCAUCAGAACCACGGCCAGGAGUAAAACCUCCACAGCGGGAGGGCGCACGAGGAAAACACAAACGCAGGAGCCCAUUCCACCUAGACAGUGAGGGCGAAGAGGCCUCUGAGGAAUCCGCAUCUGAUAAGGAUGAUGAUGAUGACGACGAUGAUGAUGAAAUCAGCUCGAAGGAUGAAGAUUCUGAAGGUGAGACUACCCCACUGGCCAAACUCUCCAACAAGAUCGCGUCAGACAGCGACAGCUCCAGCGACGAGGACAGCAGUUCGUCGUCGUCCUCUUCAUCCUCCUCUUCCUCGUCGUCUUCUUCAUCCCCUGCCUCCUCUGAUGAUGAGGAAGAUCAGGAGGACGAGACCCUAGUGGCUCCCACGAUACCUGAACCCUUCAGACCUCCCAGCCCACCAGGACCUCCUCCUCCGGAACCUGUCGAAGAGAAAGAGGAGAGCCGGGAUGCGUCUCCAUCGCCACCAGUCAAACAGGAAGCGUAUAUAGAAGCCCCGCCCCAACAGUCUCCACCCCAGUCUCUUCCAAUCACACCCACCAAACCAUGCACCCCUCCGUCUCCGCCGCUACCACUUCUUCCUCCACCCAAGAAGAGGCGAAAAACCGUCACCUUCCUCCUUUCCCCAGAAGACGAGCCCGAACCUGCCGAGAGCAAACCGCCAAAUCAUGUGGUUACCGAGAAACUACCCCCCGAGAUUCUAGAGAAAGCACAGGAGGAGCCAUUGUUGGAACCGAUGCCACCGGCAGAGGAACCUCCACCAACUCCACCAAAGGCUCCUUCAGCAAUACAGCCGCCAGAGACUCUUGUGAGCCCCAAAACCGAGCCUGUUCUGGUCCCACCACCACCUGCCAAAGAGCCUUCGCCUCAGAAGACACCACCGGAGCAGCUAACAGUAUUAAACCUCCCUUGGGAUCAUGCCUGUCUGGUGAAGUCUAACCCACCGCGAGUCGGAGAACAAGUCACGCCACCAGAUGGAGAGGAUAUGUUAGAUGAUGAGUAUGACCAAGUGGAUGAGGUAAAACCGGCUCUUCCAGAACUUCCACAUAAACCAGAACCAACGGCCGCUUCUGUACAAGAACCGCUAGAGCCAGAACGAACGGAAAACCUAGAGGAACUUCUUUUUGCCCCGGUACGGCAGAUCUUGCUGGAGCACAGUUACGCACAGAUACCCGCCUCAUUAAAGCAGCCUCCCAAGAGGCAACGCGGAGUGUCUAUAGACUUGGAGAAACCCAGCGACUUCCUCCAUGUCGACCUGGGUCAGCCUGUGCUGGAGGCCCCAGAGGAGGUGAUUUGCGUCGGAGGUGGUUUAGUCCCAGGACUGGAGGCCAGGACAGGGCUGUUGGAAGUUGGCGACCUCCAUCUGUCGUCACCCAGGAAAGCAGAGGAGGCCGCGACCAAAGCACAUCAUGAGGACUCUAAGAGGAAAAGCCGUAAGCAGCAGCAAGCGAAGGAAAUGAUCGAGCCCGGGGAGGUCACGUCCGAUGAAGACGAGGAUGAGGACGAAGAGGAAUUCUGGGUGACCACUCGGGAGUUGAGGUCUCACAAGAACCGGCGUCCUUUAAAACCGCCUUCCCCGCCAAAGUACGAGGUGCGCAGCGAAUUUGAACAGAUGACCAUCCUUUAUGACAUCUGGAACAACGGGCUGGAUGUAGAAGACAUGUAUUUCUUGAGGGAAACCUACGAGAGGCUGCUGCAAGAGGACCACAGUACUGACUGGCUGAACGACACCCACUGGGUUCCCCAUACAAUCACCAACAUUGCCGACCCCAAGAGAAAGCGGAACAAGCAGGACGGUCUCCGGGAGCACCAGACGGGCUGUGCGCGCAGCGAAGGCUACUAUGUCAUCAGCAAGAAGGACAAAGAAAAAUACAUGAAUGUGAUUCCUGUGUCCGUACGGGAACUGGACAGCGACAUGCAGGGUACAAACAGGGUUCUGUCUGAGCGCCGCUCGGAGCAGAGGCGCCUUCUCAAUGCCAUCGGCUCUUUCUCAAUAUUGGACAGCGACUUGUUGAAGCUCAACCAACUGAAGUUCCGUAAGAAGAAGCUCCGAUUUGGCCGCAGCCGCAUUCACGAGUGGGGUCUCUUCGCCAUGGAGCCCAUCGCCGCCGACGAGAUGGUGAUUGAGUACGUUGGGCAAAACAUCCGUCAGGUGGUGGCGGACAUGCGGGAGAAGAGGUACGCUCAGCAAGGGAUCGGAAGCAGCUACUUGUUCCGUGUGGACCAGGACACCAUCAUAGACGCCACCAAAUGUGGCAACCUGGCCAGAUUCAUAAACCACUGCUGCUCGCCUAAUUGUUACGCCAAAGUCAUCACCAUCGAGUCCCAAAAGAAGAUCGUCAUCUACUCCAAGCAAGCGAUCAACGUCAACGAGGAGAUCACGUACGACUACAAGUUCCCCAUCGAAGAAAGCAAGAUUCCCUGUUUAUGUGGGACGGAAAACUGCCGAGGGACUUUAAAUUAACUGCCAGCCCGGUCGCAGGUUCCGGUUGCGGGUUCCGGUCACGGGGCUCCACAUAAA
Nanorana parkeri is the source of this 5280-nucleotide messenger RNA. It is a transcript of the gene SETD1A, whose product is annotated as SET domain containing 1A. Bases 118 to 5223 code for a protein of 1701 amino acids. Lineage: Eukaryota; Metazoa; Chordata; Amphibia; Anura; Dicroglossidae. Gene Ontology annotation, molecular function: RNA binding; protein binding; histone H3K4 methyltransferase activity. The transcript is spliced from 19 exons. Gene Ontology annotation, cellular component: Set1C/COMPASS complex. The record is from RefSeq and is a predicted model, not a curated record.